Molecule: messenger RNA, 3196 nt
Organism: Pseudopodoces humilis (Tibetan ground-tit)
Lineage: Eukaryota; Metazoa; Chordata; Aves; Passeriformes; Paridae
Gene: NLN
Product: neurolysin
Biological process (GO): proteolysis; peptide metabolic process
Cellular component (GO): mitochondrial intermembrane space
Molecular function (GO): metalloendopeptidase activity
Source: RefSeq, a predicted model, not a curated record
CCUCCUCCGGUCUUUUCUCCUCCUUCUUUCCUCCUCCUCCGCCGCCACCGCCCCCCGCACCGCCCCCCAUGCUGUCGCUGUGCGCGGGCGCGGCUCGCAGGUCCAUUGGGCCACGGCUUGUGUUGAGAAUGACAUUAGGAGCAGAAAUUACUAGCCAGCUCAAGGCUUCUUCAUACAUAGCAUCAGGACGAAACCUUUUGAGAUGGGACCUGUCACCAGAGGAAAUUAGAAAAAGAACAGAAGAACUUAUCAGGAAGACAAAGCAUGUAUAUGACAGUGUCGGGAUGCUUGAAAUCGAAGAAGUAACACAUGAAAAUACUGUAAGGGCUUUGGCAGAUAUAGAAGUAGAAUAUGCAGUGGAAAGAAGCAUGUUGGAUUUUCCCCAGCACGUCUCCACUGACAAAGAGAUACGCUUAGCAAGUACAGAAGCUGACAAAAAACUGUCAAAUUUUGAUGUGGAGAUGAGCAUGAGAGAAGACGUGUUUCAGAAGAUUGUUUAUUUACAGCAAACCUGUGAUCUUGAAAAUGUAAAACCUGAAACAAAGCGAUAUCUAGAGAAGUCUAUUCAAGUGGGGAGAAGAAACGGACUCCAUCUUCCUAAAGAAGUGCAGAAAGAAAUAAAGGCAAUGAAGAAAAAAUUGAAUGAGCUGUGUAUAGACUUUAACAAAAACCUCAAUGAGGAAAACACAUUUCUUGUAUUUUCUAAGGAAGAACUUGAUGGCCUUCCUGAUGACUUUAUUAACAGUUUAGAGAAGACUGAGAAAGACAAAUAUAAGGUUACCUUAAAGUAUCCGCACUAUUUUCCUGUUAUGAAGAAGUGCUGCAUUUCAGAAACCAGAAGAAAAAUGGAAUUUGCCUUUAACUCGAGAUGCAAAGAGGAGAACACAAAAAUUCUGCAGCAGUUGCUCCCACUAAGGGCAAAAGUAGCAGAGCUUCUUGGUUAUAAUACACAUGCCAACUUUGUCCUGGAGGUAAACACUGCAAAGAGCACAGAUAACGUAACAACCUUUUUAGAUGAUUUGAGUAAAAAGCUGAAGCCUUUGGCUGAGGAAGAAAGACAAUUCAUUCUAGAUCUGAAGAAGAAGGAAUGUAAAGAAAGAAAUUUUGAGUAUGACGGAAGAAUCAAUGCGUGGGAUCUUCAUUAUUAUAUGAGCAAAACUGAAGAGCUGAAGUACUCCAUAGAUCAAGAAAAACUGAAGGAAUACUUCCCAAUUGAGGCUGUUACAGAAGGCUUACUGAAUAUUUACCAGAAGCUGCUGGGACUUGAAUUUGAGCAAAUAGAAAGUGCUCAUGUUUGGCACGACAGUGUUACUCUUUAUACAGUAAAGGAUAAAUCAACAGGAGAAAUGCUAGGGCAGUUCUAUUUGGAUCUUUACCCCAGAGAGGGAAAGUAUGGGCAUGCAGCCUGCUUUGGUCUACAGCCUGGCUGUCUUCUCUCUGAUGGCAGCAGAUUGAUGUCUGUAGCUGCUCUGGUAACCAACUUCACAAAGCCAACAUCAGAUCGUCCAUCAUUGCUGCGACAUGAUGAAGUGAAGACUUACUUCCAUGAAUUUGGUCACGUAAUGCAUCAGAUAUGUGCACAGACUGAUUUUGCAAGGUUUAGUGGAACUAAUGUGGAAACAGACUUUGUAGAGGUACCUUCACAAAUGUUUGAGAACUGGGUGUGGGAAAAAGAGCCACUACAACAGCUGUCAAGACAUUAUAAAGAUGCAACCCAUGUUGGAGACGCUCUUCUGGAGAAGCUUGCUGCCUCUAGACUUGCUAAUACAGGACAUCUAACCCUCCGUCAGAUUGUUCUGAGCAAAGUUGACCAGGCACUGCACACAGAGCUGUCUGUUGACCCAGCAGACGAAUAUGCUAAAUACUGUAUGGAGAUUCUAGGAAUUCCUGCCACCCCAGGAACAAACAUGCCGGCUACUUUUGGACAUUUGGCAGGUGGUUAUGAUGGUCAAUACUAUGGAUACCUGUGGAGUGAAGUGUUUUCCAUGGAUAUCUUUUAUAGCUGCUUUAAGCAAGAAGGAAUAAUGAAUCCAAAGGCUGGGAUGAAAUACAGAAACCUCAUUUUGAAACCUGGUGGAUCUUUGGAUGGAAUGGAUAUGCUACAAAAUUUCUUGAAGCGUAAACCAAGCCAAAGAGCUUUCCUGUUGAGUAAGGGAUUACAUGUUCAGUAAAGUUAUGAUUCUUUUGUAAUGGCAUUUAAGUAUGGACUGAACUGGAAACAUCAGUGUAUUUCACAUUUUAAUUAUGUAUAAUUCUAGGGAAACUGGGUCAUUUUUUGAUGAUUUUUUAAAAUUGUAUAAAUAAAAAUGUGACUUUUAAAACAAAAUUUCAUAGAACUACAAAAUUCAACACAUCAGGGAAAAAAAUUCUGAGAUGUGCAGAAGCUGAGGAAUUUGGAUGGUAAUUUUUUUAAACUGUUAUGAAAUAACAUGAAUUAAUACUAAUCAAUAUGAGGACUUAAUGCCAUGUUUCUCUUUUAAGACAUGCACUUAAAUUAUGUCUUGUGAACUAAUUUUAAAACUGAAGGGGAUAAAAAGAAUACAACCAGCAAUAAAGGAAACAGAUUCAUUCUUUAUUCUCUCUUGUAUUGAUGGCUCACUAGUGUCUCUGAUGGAUAGGAAGUGUUUGAUUUUGUCUUUGUUUGAAUUCAGUCCAGCUACCUGACAAAUUUGAAGUCUGAGAACCUGCCCCAGAUACCUUUACAGCAGAUAUGUUUUUGUCAUACUUUAGACCUAAUUCUGAAGCAUUGUACCAUUUAUAUACUUAUAUAGUAUAACUAAAAAGGGAAAAAUCAGCCAAAAUCUGUGGCUGAUUUUUCAGUUAUUCCACCACUCUUUUUGUUGAUGACCACAAAUCAGGUCUUCGUUUUCCAAAUUAUAUCAACACUGGCACUAAAAUAUUGUACUUGAGCAAUUAUAAUGGCUUCAGUUGGUUUCUUAAGUAUUUUGAGAUACAAAUAAGGAAGGAAGGAAAUAAAAUAUCCCUAAUGGGAAUGAUAAAAGCCAAUUAAAAGUUUUUCUGUUCCUUUCUGGUAUGGCAUGCAGAAAUGCUACAAAAAAGUGCAAUAGAUUUAAUAGUUUCAGCUAUAGGAGUGUAAAAGUAAUUGAGGUAUUAAUCUGCAGUUUUUAUGCAAAAUUAGGAAAAAAUUAGUCUUAGAAGCCAACUCUCCACCAUUCAAAUAAAGCUGUUAAUCUGA